CUGGCAGCAGCAUGGACACAUCCUCAGUAUCAAUGGAGCAACAAGAAGCAAGGGCUUUCUGGACAAAGCAGUUCGCGAAUGUGGAAGCCGAACCGUUCCCUCGUCUGCCAUCUUCGAAUUACACUCCACGGCCUAGUCAGAGUGUCGAGCACAACAUCGAAGGCCUCGGAUGGGACUCUAGCGCUUUCAAGCCCUCGGUCUUCAUACGACUGGCCUGGGCAAUCCUACAGUCGCGUUACACCAAUUGCAAUGACGUUCUUUUCGGAGCAGCAGCAGGCGUCAAUGGCACGGCAUUCCCGAAUCGCGUGCAACUGAAGCGGGAUGAGACGGUGUGGGACGCACUGCGAAGUUUACAGACACAGGCCGAGCAGAUGGCUGUUCAUAGCCGUGUGGACUAUACGAGCUUGAUCCAAGACGGGAGCGACGAAGCAGAAAUCGCCAGCAGCUACAAGACGUUGCUGGUGUUGACCUCGACAGAGGCUCGGCCACAGCAGCAGCAGCGAGAGCGAAGACGGAAAUCACUGGUCGAUCUGUACGCUCUGACCAUGGAGUGCACCAUCUCCCUUUCCGGCCUGUGGGUGAGGUUUGUCCACGAUCCGGCCAUCCUCAGCAAUGAGCAGGUGGAACGCAUGCAGGCUCAACUGGGUCAUAUCUUGAGACAGAUCUUGAUGCAGCCCCAGUCCCACAUUGGCGACAUUGGCGCUGCGAGCGAAGAAGACUUGCAAGACAUUUGGAGCUGGAAUGAGUAUGUCACCGAGGCCGUCGAUGUCUCCAUGACGAGCACGCUGGCAAAGGCGACGGCGGCACACUCCGACGCACUGGCAGUCGAGGCAUGGGACGGCAAGCUGACGUAUGGCCAACUGGACGAGCUUUCCACGCGAUUGGCCUUCCACCUCGCAGCGGCCGGUGUGGCAGCAGAUACCAUCGUGCCGCUCUGCUUCGAAAAGUCCAUGUGGACGAGUGUUGCCAUGUUGGCUGUCGUCAAGGCGGGAGCUGCGUCCAUGUGCUUGAACGCGAGAUAUCCAGCAGAGUACCUUCGCAGGCUCGUGAACCGCUCGCAACCAGCCGCCGUGCUAUGCUCACCAGGAACGGCGAGAUUGGCUGCACAAGUGACUGAUCAUUUCAUCGUCACUUUGAGCAACGACUUCUUCGCAAAGCUCAACGUGGAACCUCUCGAACCACUCCCUGCAGCCCAGCCAUCCAGUAGACUCUGUGUCAUUCCCACAUUUGGCAACUCGCUCGUCGCGCUCACGCACAGCAACUUUGUCACUGCUCUCGUCCAUCAGACGAGACUGUUCGAGAUUACCAACCUGUCCCGCAUCUACGACCUGGACUCGUACAACUCGGACCUCAUCUGGCUCAAUCACUUCCUCGCCUUCACGAACGGUGCAUGUCUGUGUGUACCCUCUGAUGAAGAACGGAAAGGCGACCUCGCCGAAUCGCUGUCUCAAUUCCAAGCCAGUGUCCUCAUUACCACUGCCUCUUCGGCGCAAAACAUUGAUCUCUCACAAGCCAUUGACCUUCAAACUCUGGUCGUCUGUGGUGAGACAACCCCGAAACUGGAACUCCCACCACAUGUCCGACUUAUUUCUGGACAUGGCGUGCCCGAAUGUACCAUACUGGCAACAUACGCUACGGAGCAGCAGGUGAUGACGAACAGUCACUGUCUCGGACGAGUACCAGCCGGCAAUGCCUGGGUGGUAUCCACAUUUGAGCCCCGAGAGCUUUGUGCGGUUGGCGAAACUGGAGAACUCUGGCUGGAGUCGCCCCUUGUUGGUGCUGGCUAUGUAGAUGAUGAGAAGCGGACUCAGGCGUACUUUGUGAACGAUCCUGGCUUCUUGACUCGAGGUGGGCCAGAUGUCGCAGGCCGGAAUGGACGACUUUACAGGACAGGGGAUCUGGUACGAUAUAUGCCCGAUGGCUCUCUCGACUUUGUCGGAUAUCGAGACCCGUACAUUACAAAGACACGUGGGCAGCGAAUUGACCUCACCGAGAUCGAAAGUGAAAUGCGCCGCUUACUCGGGGGCCAAGUGGUCGAUGUGGCAGCACAAGUCAUCUCUCCGCAAGGUCAGCCUGCACCAGUCCUUGCUGCUUUUCUCGUCCCGGCUGGCGAUGUGAACGACUCGAGCCUGCUGGGAGAGACUGUUGCAGAGCUUGCAGAGACGCUCAUGGUCCAGCUCAAGCAGACGCUGCCUUCACGCAUGCUGCCCGUCGUCUUCUUGCCCAUCCGAUCCUUGCCACGGAUGGACAAUGGCGAGUUGAACCGGAAAAGACUUCGUUAUACUGCGGAGCUCAAGUCUCAAGUUCCAGAAAAUCGAACGGCCAUUCACGCCAUCCGGCCCAAGCAAGCCAUGACGAUUCUUGAAGUCCAGCUGCAGCAGUUGUGGGCGCAAGUGCUGGGAAUCACUGACCGUUCGUCCAUCACCGCCAAUUCCAAUUGGAUGGAACUCGGUGGCGAUGAAUCAGCUGCUACUCGUCUCGCCAAUGCAGCGCAAAAUUGGGGUCUCGAGGUAUCAGCAGCAGAUAUCCUUGCUCAACCCCGAUUGGCAGAUAUGGCAGAGCGUGUCAAACAUUUCCACCGAGCAUCGAUUGUUGCGCCGGAAGGUAUCGAUCAACCGUGGUCCGACAUGCGUCGAGGCACUUUUGAGUCGGACUUUGGAUCUGUUGCCUCGUUUAGUAGUGCGGUCGCAUAUCAUGAGCCAUCCUCUAAAGUUGACAGACGUCGGUCCAGUAUUCUAGUCAAUGGGAAAGAGGAACUCCCCCCUGCUCCUAUGGCUUUGACGCCAGUCACAGCGAUGCAAAGGAGAUUUCUGUUGGGGUCUGUAAACCGCACGCCUAUUGGGACCGAAUACUAUGCAUUUGACGUGCAGUCAUCUCUGGAUCCAGUCCGAGCCAUCGAGGCAUGCCGAAAGCUAUGUCAGCACUUUGACGUUCUUCGCACCAUUUUUGUACAGGUCGAGGACGCCCUCUACCAGACCAUUCUCCCUGAAGUCGACGUUCCCAUGGAAGUGCAUCAAGUCAGCAACAGCAGCAGCUUAGAAGAAAUCUCCCUGGCAGUGAUUACAAAAGACUCUCAAAACUUCCCCGUCACCCUCGGUCGAACUUUCUUGCGCAUCUAUAUCCUGCACAACCCUUCCACUUCGCACUUGCGAAUCAUUCUGCGUACCAAUCAAGCCUAUACAGAUGAGAAGAGUAUUUCUAUUCUCAAUUCUGCACUUUCCACCGUCCUCGCUGGCAAACCUCUACUCGCUGCUCCUCAAGGACAACAACAACCUUCUUCUUAUUCAUCUCAUAUGACCGAAGCCAGUAAAUCCUACUGGCGAAAUCUCCUUCUUGGAUCCACCAUGUCUUUUAUCCCUCGCUCAUCAACAUCUCAAACCCAACCAACGAGAACCAUUUCCGUCUCUUCUAUCUUCACCUUGCCCACUACUUCUUCUUCUUCUUCUUCUUCAUCAACACCACCACCACAAAUCCUCUUCACAGCCUCCUGCGCCCUCCUCUUUUCCCAAAUUUCCGGCUCUACAUCUUCUUUUUCAACAAAAGCAAAAGAAGUUCUUUUCGGCCACAUAUUCUCUCCUCCUCCUCCUUCUUCUUCUUCUUCUUCUUCUUCGCCAACAAAAAUCGGCAGCAACAAAAUUCUCAUCCCGAUUCGAUGUCGAAUCUCAAAUCCUUUUUCUUCAUAUGAAAUCAUCCGGCAAAUUCAAGAACAAUUUUCUGCGGGGAAAGCUUUUUAUGGAGAAGGAUUUGAUUUUGCAAUGGUGGCAAAUGAUAAUUGCUAUGUGAGAGAUUGUCGGGGAAAAAUUGAAAAGGGAGAUUUUGGCGCUGUGGGGGAGUGGGUUGAGGAUUUUUCGGCUUCGACUUCGGCUGCUUCGGCUGCUGAUUCUGCUUCGGCUGAUGGGGGAAGUGGAAGUGGAAAUGGAAGUGCAGGAACAGUAAAACUUCUUCGUCCAAGAAGAGGAAAGAAAAAUCCGAUUUCCAACUCCAACAAAGAAGAACUCGAAGAAGAACUCGAAGAAGAACUCGAACUCGAAAGAAGUAACGCCGUCUACAUCAAAGCAAUCCCUCUCCCUCUCCCUCUUUCCCCUACACAAAACCAACAAAACCAACAACAAAAAAUCCAAAUCCAAAUCUCCGCCCGAAGCGACGUCCACAGUCAGGCAAAAUUGUCCGAAAUGUUAAAAAUUUUCAACGAGAUUUGGGAGAAAAUGGGGAGGGAGUGUUUGGUUACAGAUCCUGCUACAGGAAUGGGAAUGGCAGGAAGGGGGGAGAAUAAGAGGAAAAUUUCGAUGGCGGAGGGAUUUUUUUAAAUUUUUUUUUGGGGGGGGGAUUGGGAUUCUCGACUUGUUUACUUACCUGACUAUUUCUGAUUGCGUUGUUAUAUGUCUUCCUAUGUCUUUCUAGUGAUGUAGAGGACCUUAGCUUAGAAGGAAUUCCC
Sphaerulina musiva SO2202 is the source of this 4435-nucleotide messenger RNA. RefSeq names its product acetyl-CoA synthetase-like protein. The transcript has a single exon. Lineage: Eukaryota; Fungi; Ascomycota; Dothideomycetes; Mycosphaerellales; Mycosphaerellaceae. Bases 12 to 4307 code for a protein of 1431 amino acids. Gene Ontology annotation, molecular function: catalytic activity; phosphopantetheine binding. The record is from RefSeq and is a predicted model, not a curated record. Gene Ontology annotation, biological process: amino acid activation for nonribosomal peptide biosynthetic process; secondary metabolite biosynthetic process. Gene Ontology annotation, cellular component: cytoplasm.